CAAUUCGAAAUCUUCCGGCCUCUGGAGAGCGCAGCUCACGCCGGCCAUCAAAUAGCCCUGUUCCACUUGGCUGAAUGCUAUCGCAACGGAGUUGGAGUCGAUCGAAACUAUACCAAAGCUUCCCAGUUGUAUCGUAGUCUUGCAGAACGCGGAAUACCUCAGGCUCAAGUCGCCCUCGGAAGUUGCUACGAGAGCGGCGAAGGUGUCGAACAAGACUACGACUCAGCUAUCGAGUGGUACUCAACGGCUGCUGACCAAGGAUAUGACAACAUUCGCCUCCACAUUGCAUUCCUUCGUGGCUGUCUCUCACCUGUCGCCCACAAGUUCUUCGAAUUGUGCCAGCUGGGAUUGGAACAUGACUGGCUCUGCAGUCAUCUUAUGGCUGUAUGUCUGCUCCAUGGAUUCGGCACCACUCGGGAUCGGAUAGAGGCAGUUAGCAUCAUUGAGCAGCUCGCCAACAAAGGUCACAGCGACAGCCAGUACUGUAUCGGUAGAUGUUACUGGGAAGGCGCGGGGGUGUCGAGGGACUUCAAGAAGGCCUUCGAGUGGUACAGCAAGUCGGCCAACCGAGGCAAUUCGUAUGGGCAGUGGGAGAUAGGCAAGUGCUACUACUGGGGACACGGAGUCACCAAGAACCACAAAAAGGCAGUUGAGUGGUAUCGCAAGUCUGCCAAGCAUGGCAAUCGAUACGGACAAUACUACCUCGGCAUCCGAUACCUUUACGGCGAAGGUGUCCCCAGGAACAUCGACACCGCCGUUUUCUGGUUCCGCAAGUCUGCCGAUCAGGGCCUCGAUUGGGCCAUAAACAGACUCAGCGAACUCGACAUGUGGCCCUGA
Messenger RNA from Polychytrium aggregatum, 837 nucleotides. RefSeq lists its product as uncharacterized. The annotation marks the transcript as partial. Lineage: Eukaryota; Fungi; Chytridiomycota; Chytridiomycetes; Polychytriales. Gene Ontology annotation, molecular function: protein binding. The transcript has 2 exons. The record is from RefSeq and is a predicted model, not a curated record.